ACUGGUGCUAGUGCUUCGGGAACUGAAAAGUCUCAGCCAGGUGACAUGACUCUGCGACCAUCAUUCCGUUCUAGGGGUAACCCCUCUAAAGCUGCCAGUGCUUCUCGUGGAAGCGACAGGAACCAAGGAGGAUCGUUCCUUAUCUCAAUGAAGGAAGUUUUGGACGACGGAGGAUCCAAACCUGUUGUCGAGACUACUCCAACUGAGGUUGUAGCUCAGGAUGCUGCUCCUCUCCCUGAGGUCCAGGUGCCGGAGGCUGACUACCAGGCUCCGAAGGGUACCUCUGAGGUCGAGCCGUCGAGACACAAGAGGCCCAGGACCGAUCAGGGCGGAGCUCCCACCCGUUCUUCUUCCUCGUCCUCUAGAGGAGGGACUGUUGGGUGGAGCUUUACCCAUUCGAAGCCUGGGUCGAUCCUGGACGACUCUUGGGGCCUAGCUGCGAUAAUGAGGCACCUGAAGAGCGUGGGAUGUCCCCUUCCAGCGCUCAAGGACCUGACUAACCGAGAUGAGUAUCUCGAUAUUGCUCACUGUAUGGGUCAGUUGGCUGGGGCUGUUAACAGGGUUUCUUUGGUUUGA
Molecule: messenger RNA, 576 nt
Organism: Brassica oleracea var. oleracea
Lineage: Eukaryota; Viridiplantae; Streptophyta; Magnoliopsida; Brassicales; Brassicaceae
Exons: 3
Coding region: 46-576 (176 amino acids)
Source: RefSeq, a predicted model, not a curated record